AUGGUGGUUUGGUUCUUCGAAUUUAUAUGGCUUUUCUGGAUUUUGACAUCUUCUGAAGCGAGAUCCACGCAUACCAGAAAAAUCCAAGGUUCCCAAAUUGUUAUUGUCCUAGUUUAUUUCGCUGUGAUCAAUGACAACAAUUUUUUCGCUUAGGUUUGAUCGUCUAAUGUUUGUUUCUAACUAACUUCAUCAGCUGUUGGUCAAUCUGCCUACGCUGGUUCGUAUGGCAGCCGUACUACAGGAUUUUUCCAUGGUGUAGGACAGGGAAAGCCGCCAAGAAAUAGAGAGAACCUUCAAGGGAAGAAAAAGAAUGAAGGGAAAAAUAUUCAAAUGGAAUUUAAGCGAAAAGUUUCCUCUUUCAAGUCGACAGAAAGCGCUACUACGAUCGCUCGUGAAAUCAACAGCAACCUUACAGCGGGUCAUCGUGAGGACCUGCCGGAAAUUUAUAUUUUAGUGUUGGUGAGUCUUCUUUUUGUGUUCUUUAUUCGCGUUGGUGGUAAUUUUAUUAGUGUAUCCGGAGUCUUUCCGGAUUUUUUGUUUGUUUGUUGAGAAAAGGUUCUGUCCGAGCGAGCAUACAUUGAGUUGUCGGUCGACAGGUCUACAGCUUUGAUACCGCCGUUACAGUUUCCAUUACGAUUUUGUUUUUUUGAGAGAAUUAUAAUAAUUGUCUGUUGCUUAACAACUCGGUCCGUAGUCGAAUGAUGUGGAUGGAAUUAAAUUCAAAAGAUCGUGUUUUCACACAAUUCGAUACGUUUUGUAGCGGUUCUUUCGGUCAUGCCAGACACCUGGAAUAGGUUUGUCCUGGGGAAACUUUUUUCGGUGCUCUACCGCGAGAAAACUACAUUUAUUAUAGAAAAUGCGUGGGUUUGACAGAGUUUGACGAUUGUAUUUUUGAUGUAAAUUUCUUUUACUGAUAGCAGAGGUUUUAUAUAACCGAUGGACUAGUUUCGAAUGAGGUCACAUCGGUUCUUCGCGCGCGAAAACGAAUAUUUUGCGUGAUCUUUCGAUCUGGCAUUAUCUGACCCCGUAAUUAUGUUCAUGGGAUCAGUGUUCGCCACUUCUUCGCCGAUUUCCAUUUUAAUGGGGUUUGAUUCGCGGAACAAUCAUUUCCGUGACAUGUUUCAUUAAAUCCUCCCACUCAAACAAUAACUGGCGGAUAUACUGUAUUGUCGGCAACUCGUUUCAAAAAUAUUUUCUUCGUUUUGUUGUGGUGAAUUUUGAAGAUGAGUGUCAACUAACUCGAUCGAGUGGGAGGCCAAACCUCGACCAAUUAGCGUAACACGAUAACCGUGAAUGUGAAGACCUGUUCAAUUUUGUAAAGGAAAAAAAGAGUCGAUAUCUCUGACCAAAUUUCAUAUCUAGCGUUUUGUUCUUUAACUAUAUCGCCAUAUUAACAUACUGAAUUUGUUAGUUUGAAGUAAAGAUAUCAUUGUACACCUGUUACUUUAAGUCUAAACAUAGUUUUCUAGAAUCUAUUUUCUUGAUGAAAACUUGUAAGUUUUUUAGCGGAUGUCUCUGCAAUUUUGUAAUAUCCAAUUGCAAACAUCUUCUGUUAAAUUUGAAACUUCAAACCCAUUGAAUUAGAAGUUUGUGACAGUAGAUUGUUUUUUCCUCGGAGUACACCUGCAUCAAAAAUAGCUUGUGCGUGGUAUGGUAUUAUUUGGUGUUAAUGGAGUUAUUUUCCAUGGUUGAAGCCUUCAAGUAGCGGGAAAUGCUCUAUUACCGUAAGCUGUGCCAUCCCCAGCAUUAAUCCAGGAAUUCUCUGUGGGAUUUCAGGAAGGAUAGAUAAUUUUCAAUUUAUCUCAAUUUGCUAAGAACACCAGCAGAACACGCGUUGUUGAAAACGUUAUUUUUCAUUUUCCUUAUUGCAUAGUUGUCAAUAAUUCUAAGAACCAAUCUGAGUCUUUGUUUUGUGUGGAAACAAAUUAAGAACUAUUGUUUAUGGCAAAACAUAGUGGAGUGCCUUUCAUUUUUGUUAAUGUUUCUGAUGGAAAUGAGAAGGCUUUUUUUUGAUAGAAAUACUUUUGAAUCCAAUAUUGAAAUUAAGUUACUCUAUACUUUUGAAAUAAAAGUUUAGUUUCAGUUCCAGGGAUUUGUGUGUAAAUCCCUGGUACUAUGGGAUAUCUAGAACUUGACUGAUACAGUGUCAUCUGAAACACUGAAGCUUUACAAUAACUUGAAAUAUCACCAGUUGAAACUGCUGUUUUCCACCUAUAUUUCACUGGGUAGAUAGCCCAUAUCACACAGAAAAACAAAGUCAUCUAUCAUCCCUGUCCUUCAUUUCCUAUGGCUGUUACCAAUUAGUCAAUUUUUUUUGUUGUCACUGUGAACAAAAAUAUUUUUAAGAAGAUCUAGUUUUGUGUUUUUGGUUUCUUCGCUAGAAAGUAACAAUAUUUUAUCAAUUUUAUAAUGAGAAUAUAAAUUUAGUUCAGUAGCUCUAUUUGACACAGCCCACGUGGAUUAGUGAUUUUAAAAGCCCCUUCUAUGAAGCAUUUUAAACUUGUUAAUCCUUGAUUUUUAGGGGUUUUGUCAAGUGUUAGCCAUCCUUAGGAUAGGCCUCCACAACAUGUUAAUAUCAUACACUCUAACACUUAAAAUAAUAUAUUUUGUUUUGAGCCAUUUUUUAGAUGUUUUCCAUGCAUUCGUUAUAUGUUUUAACAUCUUUCUCUUUCUCGAGAGUGACAAGCAUCUUAUUUAUUGUUAAGAAAUCACUGCUGAAUCAAACAUUUAUGUCAUGUAUUGUGAAUAAAGGAAGUGGUCCCCAUUUGAAUAAGAGAAUGUUCCAGAACAUGGAAUACAGACUUAAUUUACUUUAACCCUAUUUGAAUUAAACCUUUCUGUUAAAUAAAAAGAGAAUCAUAUGUAAAUUGAACUAUUUAGGAUAUUGGUUUACACAUAACAGUGUUUGAAUCAAUAACUGUUCAUUUUUGUUAAGUGCCCCUGAGUGUACUUGAGAGAUUAAAAAAUUUAUCUUUAAACCUAUACAUUGAAAAUUCUAGGAGCAUUUUGAUUUUAAUGCUGUUGCCUUUUUACAGAACCUGGCCACUGGGCUCAAGAACUUUAGCAAGUCAACCAGGAAACAGUUUACAUCUCUUCUUUCCAAGAACUUAGGGCUUCAUGAGCAAAGCUGUGUAAUUCUUCAUGUCUCUCCAGUGAGUACAAUAAAUUACAGCCAGUGAUAAUGAAAAUUAUUGUUGGAACAUUAGGGGAAAUUUCUGGACCAAUAGGCUACGUUGGAGACACCGACUUCUACUAUAACAGCAAAUCACCCAAUAUGUGUUCUUUUUGUGUACAAAAUAUGAAACACACCUGGUUGGAGUCAGUGACACCUGUGUUCUAUCAUAAGCUACUACAUUGCUGUUACAAUUUCUACAGCUUUUCCCAAAUAACCAAAUAUGUCUUAUUAUUUUUUGUGUGUGUUUUCAUAACUUGGAAAUGUGCUAUCAAGUCAUUUCAAAAUGUUAUGCCCACCUGGCCAGAGUCAGUAUCAAAAAGAAAGUGAUUUGAUCUCAGAGGAUGGUAACAAAAACACUCACACAUGUGACUCACACUGACAACAGGCUGAGCAAAUAAAGCAGUUGACCCUUUAACUCUCAAAAUCUGAUUGUUAAUUCUCUAACUGCUAUGCAUUUCCUUAGAAAUAAUUUUUGAGAAUUUGAUGUUAGAUCAAGAUAACUUCUACCUGAUAAAUUUGAGUAUUCUCAUUAUCUGCUUGUUGGAUAAUGUGUAGAUGUUAUAGGAGGAAGUUAUGAGUUAAUCCCUUCUGGGAUUUAAGGGUUUAGCAAAUGCAAGACUUAAAGUAGUAAUGGUUUUGGACUUGUACUUGAAAAUGGAUUAAUAGAAGCCUGUAAAUGAUGUCUGUUUGUGAAACUGAACAACAUUCUUAUUGAUCAUGAUUAUUGAUUAAAAGGUAAUAGGGUAUCUCCACUUUUUUUUUUUUUCAGAUUUCCCUUAGACGGAUCCAAAUUGAACUUUCUUGUGAAAAAGACAUGGUUAAAGCUAUGGGUUCAGAGUGGGAGCCUAAUGUAUUUAUUCCAGCCAACAAAAUGAUCCAAACCUUAGACAGCCCAAGGAUGCAGCCAUUUUUGCGAGAAUUCAACAUAACUGCUUAUGGAAUCAAGGUUUAAAACACUUAUUAACCCUUUUACUCCUAAGAUCUAAAUGUAGUUGAACCUUUAUUAACCCUUUACAUCCUAACACCAGUUUGCAAAUUCUCCAUACUGUUCUCUAUACAUAUACUAAGGUGCUGACAAAGAGAAUUUGUUUAACAAUCAAGGGCUUUUUUGGCUGGUGAUCAUUUUCUUUAUUCUCGUGACCCUAAUGUGUGAUUCAGGGGUGAUAUUGCAAAGAGAAAUUAGAUGCUAGUCACCCUGUAUUACGCAGUCAGUUGUCAAAGUCCCAAAUUUGUUUCCCCUUAGUAACUGUACUUUUCACCUCUAUUAAGGUGGUACAGAAGGCUACCUUGACCUUUUUGUGAUGGUUUAUAUUCUCAGAUAUUAUGGUGUUUGCAGUUCACGCAGUAUUUUAGAUGACAUUUUUGACACAUCCAUUUCAUUGGUAACCAUUCAAUAAUAAAAUAUGUAGUGUUUUUUUUACUAUGGAUGGAACUCGGGAAAGAUCUCUACUGUAGAUUACUACUUAUAUUUUCCAAGCAACAAAAUUAUAAAUAUGUUAUUGUUAGCCUCCUCAUUCUUAAAAUUUUUAAUGAUAUUUCUAAUAUCAGUGACAUGUUGCAACCAUAAGGAAGCAAAUAACCACAUAUUUUAUUUUGUCAUGUAACAUUAGAUUGAAAGUUGUGACUCAGAAAUGCCCACACCACAUUGUAUUUUUGUGCUUCUUGAUGAAGCCUUUUCCCUCUUUUCACUUCCCAACCAACUGAUGUCAAUUUCUUUUAGUCAAGAAGAAGCUUAGAACAUUCUCUGGGACCUCUACUUUUGUGUUGCUUUUCUAUCUCUCGCUAGUGAACAGCAUGAGUGCUAAGAUUGUCUCAACACCACAGGAUAGGUUUCAUUACUACAAAUGUUGCAUAUGUUUAUAGUCUCAGUUACUGAUUGGUUUUGCAGGAAUAAUAGCAAGACAAAUAUGGUGAUUAUGACCACCUAUAGUGCACUAUUUUGCAUUUUAUUGCUGCAGCCAUGUAUCACUGGCUUACAGAAGAUGGCAAUCGAACAAAGGAAAGUAAAAAGGGGUUCUCUGACAAAUUCUUCCCGAGAUAUCCCUGCUUUUUGCAAAUUGAUUAGUGCAGCUACAUUGUGUCAUGCAACUGCAACAGUAUUAACUUGGGGAUGAUUGAUUCUUUUGAACUAAAACUGGGCAAACUAAAAGUAUAUACGAACAAGGAAAAUUUACAGUGCUGUCUUCCAUGGUCUGCCAAAAAUUGUCCAAAUGAGAGGGUAGGGGAUCGUAACCUUACAUUUUUUUAGUUUUUUGAAGAUUAAACUGUGAAAAUUGACUAUUAUUUAGAGUAGAGAGUAGAGUGCCAUAAGAGUCAUUAUUGCCUUCAUCUUUGUGCCUGUGCUAAACCAUUUUGAGUAGUAUUAAACUGGCAUGGAUUUAGAGAAACUUUUUUCCAAAAAUGGUAUUUUGAAUACACUCCUUAAUUCCAUGGAAUUCCACAAAUUCCAUGGCACUGAGCAAAAUUACAUUUUUUGUUCUCAAUUUAUGUGUAGAAUCAUAUAUCACAUGUGAGAAUUUCAAGUCAUUCCAACAAAUCUGUAAUAUUUUAUCAACAAUUUGAGACAAUUCAGGGAAUUUAGCCUUCAGUACCACCUUAUUAGUGGUCACCUCUAUUAAGCGGAUAUGUUAACCUUUGAGUGAGUUCCAAUGGCUAGUUUAUGAUGUCUUCCACCUGUAUUGAAUGGUCACAUAAAGUGAAACCACUAAAAUAAAACUAAGAAUGAUCUUUCAAGUAAAAUUUGAUUUAUGUUUCUCUCCGGAAACUAAUGUUAGUAAUAUUUUUGAACAAGUUCUUUAUCAUUUUUUGUAUUACCCUAUUCUGUGGAACCUGUAUUAAGCAGUCAAAUACAGGUUUGACUGUAUCAGUUUUCAAAGCUUUUUUAAAAUACAUUUUCUAUGAUUUAAGCUCUGACAGUGUAAAAUCAAAUCAUUAUUCCACAGUUGAUAUCUUCCUUUCAUCUCAUUUUAUAUAAACCCUUCUACUUAGAAUGUGAUGACAUUGUCACUUCUGGAGGUAAAAAGUUGAAGGAAGUACACAUGAAUGUGUGUCUCGUUUUGUGCAUUAUAUUCAGGACAAGAAACUUUUUAAAAAAAUGCAAGGUUGUGAUUCAGAUUGUAUUGUCUUUGAUAGCUUGGAGAAACACAAGAGGGCCAAACGAAAGGAUGAACAAUAAUUGUACAGUCACACUCGAACUGAUUUAACCAAAGAUCACUCAAAUAUCCUUAUACAUGUAGCUUACAUGAAAUAUCAUUACACAAAUAAUUGAACAAAACACAGAAGAAACGAUGCAUUUGUUCAAAGGGACAAGUGAGUUGAAACAACAGUCUCUUUCCCUGGACCAUUUGCUCACCAUCUGUGUUUUAUUCUCUUUCCUACACUAUCUUUGGAAUUAAGGCUUGUUGUUGUCUGACUUAUCACAUUUUGUUCAAAACAUUUCUUUCACCCAGGAAACCCCUGAAAUAGACCUUGCUGUUUAUCAGGAAAUGUGGUUUCCUGUGGCAGUUGUGGCUGGAGUGACAGUUAUUCUUAUAUUUCUGGCUAUUGUUUGCCUGGUAAGUCACAGCAUUCCUAAUUUCCUGUACAUCAGAAUAAAAAGAUCACCUAAUUAUAAGAGUAGUAACACAUUUCUCCCAACUGUCUACAUGUAAUUCCCUAAAUUGCAGAUAAUCUAAUUUUCCCCACUGGUUUUAAGUUAUUUCUCCAUUUGCUAGGUCUGAAAAGUUGGGGUCAUAUCCAAACCAUUUCUCCUCAUUUAAUAUUUUUCUUAAUUUUCAUUUAUAUGUGUCUGUUAGAUGUUUUAUAGGAAUAUAUUUAAUUUAGAAGAUAAUUUAAAGACAAAAGAUUCCUUUGAGCUUUAGGGUAAACCAGCAACUGCAAUAAUCAUUGAUGAAAAAUAGUAGUCUUAUGUAAAAAAAAAAACUAACUUAAGGCUAAGGUUUUUUAAGCAAAAUGGAACACAAGAUGGAUAGCUAUGAUAAAUUUCUCUUGCUUGUAGCUGUUUUGCCGACGUCAUCUAGAAGCCAAGGCUGAAGAAGAACAUCGUACACAACAGCUUGAUCCAGAGAAGCUUUUCUAUCCUGCUGUUGACCCUGCAAACAACAUGUCAGCAAGCAUGAUACAGCCUGAUGCAGGAAGGGUGUAUACGAUAACAGGUUUACCCCCCAAGGCAAGAAAAUGGAAAGGGUCUCAGUUAUCCUUAUCAGACAGGUGAGAUACAUUUUACAGCUUCUUAACUUUCUUGUACUCUUAUAUCUUCAGAAUCUUAUUUUUGGCUAAAUAAUGUUUGUGUUUGGAUUUUAGACGCGGCUCCAAAGCAUCUCUGGUCUUAGAUCUCAACAGAUCAUCAUCAACUGAAUUAGGACCCAGCUCUUCUGCUCCAAGUAUAUUAGAAAGGUAACAGUGUCAAAUUGUAAUACGAUUUACAUUAAAUUAAACUGAAAAUAAGACUUUCUUUUGUCAAAAUUGUUGUAAGGAUGCUUUGCUAUGGUUGGGUAUUUUAAAGCUUUUUACAAAAUAGCACAUCUUACAGAGACCAUUUCUACACAUCUCUUAUCAUUGAAGUGAGAAUUGAAAAGGUAGUUAGGUACAUUGUAUGAAGUGGAACCUUUUAAUGAGAUUCCAAAGGUCCAGUGUGAAGCUAUUAGACUAGAGAGCCUAAUGGGAUGUUUGUUGUACGGGGAAGGAGCUAUUUUCUGGGUUGUCUUAUCACUCUCACUGCUUAAGAGUUUUUAUUGAUAUUUCAACAUAAUCAAUAAGCUAGUGAAUUAAACAAAAUUCUUUAAAUAUUUGCAUAUUUUGAAUUGAAUGUCACAUUGUGUGUAAUUUUUCUAUUUGCAGUCCCACAGAAGAAAAACUAGCUUCUAAAUCCAGGUCUUUAACUUGCAAUGAAUUGGAAAACUGUGUAAAUGAACCCAAGAAACUUUAUGCCGAAUUUUGGGUGAGUCAGAGAACCAGUGAAUUACCUAAAAUGAUAGGGGUCAUAGGGGUGGUACAAAGAAAUAUUUUGAGUUCCUCACAAGGAUUUUUACCUUGGGGCCCAGUUAUUCAAAGGGCAGAUAAUGCUAUCCAACAGAAAAUUCGCUAUCCAGUGGAUAAACAUUAACAAAACCUAUUGCACUAUCCACCAGAUAGAGAUUUAUCAGGUGGAUAGUGUUAUCCACUACUUGAACAACUGGGGCCAAAACUUAAACUGUCAUGGUGCUAUGUCCCACCAUUGAGGGCACAUGUUGAGUGAAAUUUCAAUCAAUUUGUUAUUUUGAACCAAUAACUCUCGACUUUCUCUAUUUAUCUACAUGUAGGAAAUGCCAAUGAAUAAUCCUCCUCCAGAAGAGAGGAUUCCUGGUUCCAGUUACAGAAAUAGAUACCCAUUUGUUUUACCAAGUAAGCCACAGGCCUUUAGGCAGAUUAUUUAAAUGUGUAUGAUCAUGUAGUCUAGUUGUCUAGGUGAGAGUAGUCCUGAAAUGGACUUUAGUCUGUACUGUUGACUUACAUUUUGAUAACCUGAGCGGACAACAUCAUCAGAGUCAGUGAGUAGUUGUUGUCAGUUAAGUGUACCAUAUCCAGUUCAUAUAAACUGAUUGGUCAGUUUAGCAAUGAUAUUGUUGGCUAUAAGACUAGAGUGGAGUAAUUCAGUGGUGAUUGGUCAGUUUCAAUCCAUCGUUAAUGUUAGGUCAUUCUCUUUGGUUUUUUUGUGUUGUUAGUGUUGUGAACAAGUCAUUUGCGUGGUUGUAGUUCAGCAAAAGAGCAGUCUCAGCCAUUACCAAAAAAAGCAAAACAUGUUAUCCAAAUGUUGAUUUUUGCAAUCAAUGUGAAAAAGGCUGACAUCAUUAAUAUAACAAUGUAUUUACUCACCUGAAACAACCCAGCCUUAAAAUGUAUUUAGAUCCAUUGAUUGCUUGGGACUGUAGUCCUAGUUAGACUUCAUCAAAACAUCUGGCCAUUAGGAUUUAGCUCUGUCCUUGUUUAAGGCAAUUGGGAUAUAUUGGAAGUAUUAUCCACUGACGUGAAGGCAAACAGUGGAGGAUAUUACAUGUAGAUAUCAUUAGUUAGACUUUGUCAAAACAAUGACAAUGUAUUUACUCACCUGAAACAACCCAGCCUUAAAAUGUAUUGAGAUCCAUUGAUUGCUUGGGACUGUAGUCCUAGUUAGACUUCAUCAAAAUAUCUGUUCAUUAGGAUUUAGUUCUGUCCUUGUUUAAGGCAGUUGGGAUAUAUCAGAAGUAUUAUCCACUGAAGUGUAGGCAAAUACUGGAGGAUAUUUUCUGAGCCUUUAUAUUUUCUGCCCCUUUCAAUCAAACAUUGUGGUAUUUACUUGAUAAAAAACCAAAAAUUGCAGACUGAGGUUUUCAGAUCAAUGAAAGAGGAAGCCCUGCAACAGGGUGUAACUUAUUGCAUCACAUCUCAUUUCCAGAAGGGAUCCUUACUCUUUUGUUUACAGCUGAUAAAUGUUUUUAACUCAGCUUAUCAAGACAUUUAACUUGUACUUUCUUACAGCAAGAGACAAUUAGUGUUAAUGCAAACUGUAUUCUGUUCAUUUUCAGACAGUAGAAGUAGAGUGAAUCUACCUGAAAUACCAGGAGAUACUUUAUCUCUUUACAUUAAUGCAAAUUUUUUGAAGGUAAAUUUAAAAGUGGAAUCGCUGUUUUAGCACAUUUUAUUGAAUCUCACAUUAUUGUGUCUUAACACUCCUUAUAGAUGUUAAUUAGUGCUUAUUCCACUUUUUUUUUAAAUUCAUAUUCAGGGUUACGAGGGUCGAAAGCAAGCUUACAUAGCCACCCAAGGUAAUUAUUUUGUCAAGUUCUGUUAUCAAAUCUAACUUUUCACUGACUACAAUAACUGCUUGAUGAGAUUGGGUUGUGUAUGAAUUAAUGAGCUCUCCAACUAUGAGGAAGAAGAAGGGCAAGAGAUAAAGGAUAUGAUUACUAACUUUAGAAACUCUUGAUUGUUAAACAAAUUCUCCUUGUUAGCCCCUAAGGAAAUGUAUGUGGAACAGUAUCAAGAAUAUGAAUAAUGAUGUUAGGGUGUAAAGGGUUACGCUAGAUUGAGCUCCAGCAGUAAAGAUGCUUGGAGGGUCUGAGAACCUCACCAAGCUAACUCUGUGUUAAGGUUUUAAGUCUCUGUGAUAGCUCAUCCACAAACACACUUAAAUGGUGUUACAGUAAUAAUUUGUAAGUAACCUUUCUUGUGUACCACUUUGAAGGAUAUCAUUAAUGUUUCUUCAUCUAGGUCCAUUGUCAGUUACAGUAAAAGAUUUUUGGAGAAUGAUAUGGCAUCAUCAAUGUCCAAUCAUUGUUAUGAUAACAAAACUUAAAGAAAGAAAUGAGGUAUGAUUUGGAUGGCAUGAAUUACCAAGUAUAUUGUUUUAUUAUAUUUACAGGGAUCAUGUUAUUAGAAAGCUUAAUAUAUUAUUUAGGUAAAUGCUUAUAUUCAAAAUGAAAUCUGCAUUGAUAAAUCUUAAUAUGUUACUUUUUAACCACUUUUUUUAGCUGUUUUAAUAUGAGGGGUUUACCCAAGUCCCCAAAAUUCACCUCUUACUUGUGGCAUCAUGAUAAAUCAUGGUCUAGGUCAUCAAAAUAAACUGGUAACUGGUGUAUUUUGCUGUCUACUCUGAAAAAUACAAUGGCUUUUCAAUUUUCAGCAUAGAGGUAUAACAUUGCACUGACUACUUUGUACCGCAGUCGGUUACUCAAAAUAUCUUUUUGACAACCCUGCAUGAUAAUAAUUUAAAAAUGAACUUCACCAUUUCCCUCACCCCUCUUUUUGCUUCCUCAUCUGCUCUUGGUUCACACUCUCCUGGUUCAGGUUUCUUGUAUUCAAGUAAACACUUUACUUUGUUAGACAAAAUGUGAACAAUACUGGCCUGAUCCAACAUUCCGAACACAAGAGAAGUAUGGAGACAUUGUUGUCACUUUUGACUCUGUAAUUGGACGAGAUGGGUAUCAGAUCACUUCAUUUUACAUCAGUCAUUCACAGGUGAUUUUUCUAGUAAAGUCAAUUGACACUUUUUCUUUAAGAAAUUACAAUAAUUUAAGUUCUCCUCACAUUUUUAGCACAUUUUCUUGUGAUCAAGUGAUGAGAACAGUUAAGAUUAUCACAUGUAGGGUGCUAUCUUGUUGUAACAACAAAUUCUUUUGUCUAUACUUAACAAGAACAUAUACGGCAGGCAGAAGGAGGAUUUACUCAUUUGAUCUGAAAAGUUAUUGAUUGAGUCCUGAGGUAUAUCAAGUAAAAAAAGAAAGAUAUGUAACUAUGUAGAUUAACCCUUAAACUCCCAUGGGUGACUGAGACAGAGUUUCUCCUUACUAUAUCCACCCAAUAUCAAGUAGACAAUUAAUGAGAAUAAAGAAAGAGAUCAAUUAGGGGAUUAAAAGUUGAUCCAGUACCACAUUCUUCAAACCAAUAUCAUGAGAAUUGUAUAGCAGGCCUUAAGGAGAAUUACUAAUGAGAUCUUGGGAGUGAGAGGGUUAACAACACAAUGUAGAGCACAGUGUUAAUCAGACAACAUUGAUUUAUGGGUAAUGGAUAGAUUGAGCUGUGGAAAUUUUGUGCUGAUACCAUAAUUUUUACUUCAUUUGAGGUAAUUCUUUUCCUUAUAUAUUUAUUUGUCAUGUUCUUUUGUUGAAUUUUUCAGUCAUUGGAAGCUCCUCGGAGAGUUUACCACUACUGGUACACAGCAUGGCCUGAUCAUGGUGUCCCUGACUCACCAAGACAAUUUUUAAGAUUAGUAGAGGAAGUGCAUAUUGCUCAGGAGAGAGAGGAUGUCAAAGAAGGGCCUGUUGUUGUUCAUUGCAGGUUGGUUAUCAAGGUCACUAAUGGCAUGUGUAGCUAGUAAAUUUCCUUUAAAAAAAAGUUAAAAAUAAUAUGCACCUUGAAGUAAAUGCAAUGAAAAAUAUAGAAAAUUGUAGUGAGACAUAGGGAAUUGUACACUAAGUACAUGUUGGGAUACUAGAUACUUUUAAGUCUGAAGGCUAUGAAUGACAGGAAAAGAUCUGAAUAUCAAAAAAAAUUGUUACAUAUUAUUUAAAGUGCUUCCAAAUUAAUUCCUUCUGGACAUUUGACCUUUUUCCUGUCAUUUGCAUGGUUUUGUAACUUACAAAGUGAAACGCAGUAUCAGGAUAACUGUAAUCAUGAGCUUAAAUCUGGAUUGAAACCCCACCUUUUAAUUUAGUUUAUAAAGGUUUCUUAAAUCUAGUUUUUUAAUGAGAAAUUCUGUGGCUAAAGUUAUUUUGGUUGUAGCUAUCCUCAACAAUUUUCAAUGAGAUAUAAUGUGACAUUUACCCCUUAACUUUUGUUUGCUUCUCUCACAGUGCUGGAGUUGGAAGAACAGGAUGCUUUAUCGCAGCUAGUAUAGGAAUUGAACAGAUCAAGGUGUGUAUUGUUCAGAGAAAACUUGAAUGAGUGAAAUCAAGAGAAAUUGGUGUGAUCACAAAAAUUAAGAACUUCCAGAAACAUUAUUCAUAAGUAUGUGGGAUGCAGCAAGUUUUCUGUUUUGCAUGUGAGACAAAUCCUCUGGAACACUACCUUCUUGGGUCAUAAUAGGUCCUCUUUUUAUUUUCAAUGCCACAAAAUUUUGCUAUAUCAGUAGCCACAGGCAGUCUUAAAUUGCCUAUUCUCUAGCAUCAUUAUACAGCUUCUAGUUAUUUUCAAUGCCUUAAAAUUUUGCUUUAUCAGUCUUAAACUGCCUAUUUUCAUUCCAAGCUGAUGUAUACGUUUUCUUUUCCACCAUUAGAAAGAAGGUCUUGUAGACAUUCUAAAGAUAGUGAGCCUUAUGAGAAUAGACAGGUGAGUUGUAUCCAAACUCUUAAACCCUCUGACUUCCAUGAUUUAAAUAUUGAUCCUUCAAACUGUUUGUUAUGCAUUUCUUAUAAUUUGAGGUCAGAAAAUUUGGUGUUUAUUCAAACAGUUUAUGAUAUUUUUUGUAAUGUACUUCACUUUACCUUUUUGCUUGAAAAUGAGUUGAUUUUUUUUAUUGAGAAUUGCAAUUUUGGUGUUCCCUGGGAAUGAAAGUUUUAACCCUUUAACUCCCAUGAGUGACCAAGACAGAAUUUCUCCUUACAAUAUCAAUGCAAUAUCAAUCAGACAGGUGAUGAGAAUAAAGAGAAAUAAAAUAUAAGUUUGAGGAUUUUCUGGUUGAUUCAGUACCAAAUUCUCAGAACUAGCAUCAUAAGGAUUGUAUGGCAGACAGUAAGGAGAAUUACUGAUGAGAUCUUGGGCAUUAAAGAAUUAAAUUGUUUCAAGUUAGGCUUUUCCUCAUCAAGGCCUGGUUGUUCUAAUGUGGGUUGAGUUAACCCAGGGUUAGAGUAAAAUCUUAUUUCAUAUCUGAAAGCUUUGACCCUUUAACUCCUAGAUCAAAUUUGUAAGUCUCCUUACUGUCAACCACAUAAUUCUUAUAAUGUUAGUUCAGAGAAUUUAUUGUGGAAUCAACUAAUUAUCCCCAAAUUGAUAGUUUUCUUUAUUCUCGUCACUUAUUUGGUUUAUAUUGUAUGGAUAUUGUAAGGAGAAUUCUUUCUUGGUCACUCAUGGUAGCUAAAGGGCUAAAAGAAAAUUCAGUAUAAUUCCUUUUGUUUACUAGAAUAAAUUGAAUGAUUGGAUGCUCUAAAAUGAAUAGAGAAAAUUAUUGCAAAAAAGCUGUUAAACAAAGGAAUAAAGAAACCUGGAUGAAAAUUUAACCCUGGGGAAGGACUAAUCAGCCUCAGAACAACUAGGCCCUGAGCAGUAGUUGCCGAAGUAAGGGGCAGUUGCCAUGGUUUUGGUUCUCCAUGUGGGUUACCAGAUUUGAAACUAAAACCACUUGCAACUUUGCCAUCAACAUUUCCUCCUGAUAUGCAAAGUUUUUAUUAUUGAAAUUAUUAACAUUCAGUUUUUUGUGGUUCUUUGUGAUACUUUUCUUUGCUCUGACUGGGUGUUCUGAUAACUUUGGUUUAGGCUCAUUUAAUUGAAAAUUGACAGCCACUUCAUAAAACAAUGUUAAUUCAUAAAUUUAUUUAUUGACUGAGAGAAGGGGCCUGACAAAAAAAUUAUUUGGUUUGAGGUUAUGAUGUACAGACCCAGUAUAGCUAGGUCUGUGCUUCAUGACUGAGAGCUUGAUAUUUUCCCAUCCAACUGGAACUAACUUUGUCAAUGAGCAUUUUAUCUACUGGUAUAUUUUCUGUCUUUUCCCUUUUUUUUCUUCCUUUCUUCCUCCAGCUCUUAUCUUGCUCGGCUUUAGGUCUUUUUACAGCCCUGCUUAAGGAUUUUUGUCAGAUGUUUUUUAAUAACAUUGCAUGUUGUGAUACUCAUAGUACUGUAGUAGUUACAAAAAUGCACUGCAACUUAACCUUUUUUUAUAAAUCCUCAGGGGUGGUAUGGUGGAGAAUGAAUUGCAGUAUGAGCUUAUUUACAAUGCUCUUUAUCAUUUUUGGACAACACGUACUGGGAGUGAUGACGACACCCGUGACAUAGCACUUGAAGCAAUCUUUGAUGAAUAAUCCAUGACAAAUGCAAUGAUUACACAUACUUUUUUUGGAAUUCCUUGGACAUGCUGGUCAUGGAAGAUAUAAUGAUUAGGUGAAUUGUACAGAUCAGUUAUGGCUAUCAUCCAUCAAAGUGUGGGCUGAGAGGAGUGACUAACACACAUCACUUUUCAUAAAAAAAAAAUUUAAGAUGUGGAUUAAGGUGUUUUUUAUUAUUAUUUCAAUGGGUGGAUCAGCAGUAACUGAAUCACUGUGAAAUUUUCAUCAAGAAUUUGUCCUCAGCUGUUAGCUUGUGUAAGGCUGACAUGAACAAUUCUUUACCUCAAAUAAUGAUGUCUCACAACAUGCCACUGGAAAAAAUAUUUGCAAAAGCAUGGAGUACAACAAACAGUUCAGAGCUUGUCAACACAGGAAGGUUCCAAAUUUCUGAACUUCUGACCAGUCAGUUUAUAUCUGUUUGCAGUUCUGUGGAAAUAGUAUCAGCUGCCAUCCUGCUUUUCAUGUGGUUCAUUCCAGUUUGUGGAGGGACUAUUCCAUGUUAUGUUUUGAACACGCUCAGUUUAUAGAAGGGUAUAGUGAAGAGGCAUACAAAUAUUAGACAUGUCCCUUGCAGGCCAAGGGACAAAUAACAAAUUUUUUGCAGCAAGGAAUUUUUCAUUGAGAUGUAACUCACCUUGUUCUUAGUUCUUUUAUUUGACUCUUCAUCUCUUUAAUUUAUGAAGUUGCCUUGAUUCACCUAAUGCUUGGAAAACUGCAGUUUUAGUCGAACAACUGAUUACUACAGUAAUAGUCAAACCAUGAUCCACGAGAGGGAUUUUCUCCAAACAUUUUUUGGAAGACUUCACAAUAAUUUUUUAUGGUUUGGAUGGAACUGAGUCAGAAGUCAGGUUUCUUGAUUGCUUCUAAAAUGGCAAGAGUGAGAAUGAAGAUGAACAAGAGACAAGCUUGUAACUCUAUAGUAUUAUCACUGACCUCAUCCCCACUGUCAUCAUUGAGGUCAUUAUUUGUGUUGCCAUUAUUAACACCAUUAUCAUGGCUGUAAUCGCAAUGUUAUGGCCUAGGGACAUGUUUAUCACCUCUGUGUGCAGCUUCAACUUCAGCCAAGAAAACACUUCCUUCCCAGUGCUCACAGAUGACUACUUCCGCAUUCUGUGGUCUACCAUCAACACUUCCUUGAAAGACUUCACAAAGUGGCCUUUGUAACACCCUUUGCAUGUUAGCCAUAAUUUGAUCUUGUUAAGAUUUUGACUAGAAACAAAUCUCUCAAACACUCUUAAUUUUUGAUCUUUGAAAGGGAAAAAGGAUCUCAUCAUCUUAACCCUUUAACUCCCAGAUCAAAUUUGUAAUUCUCCUUACUGUCAACCAUACAACUCUUAUAAUGUUAGUUUAGAAAAUUUAGUAUUGGAUCAAUUAAUUAUUCCCAAAUUUAUCUUUUUUUCUAUUCUCAUCACUUAUCUGGUUGAUGUUGUAUAGAUAUGAUAAGGAGAAAUUCUGUCUUGGUCACUCAUGGGAUUUAAAGGGUUAAGUAUGUUAUGAUGACCUGCUAUGCUCAAUUGUACUAAUUUAGCUCCCUGACAACAAAAGAAGUUAAUACUUUGCCUGCUAAAAAUUUGGCAUCAAAAAAUAAUUUAUUUUAAAGUUUUAGUGAAAGGGUCCUUGUUAAAGUUGGGACGGUGAAAUUAUGAAAGAGAUUAUUAUCAAUAGUUAUUGUCCUUUGUUGGCUAAGGUAGAGUUCUAAGAAUAUCCUCAACUAAGAAAAUUAUUCCAUAGUAGUUAUCAGAAAUUAUUGUACAGAAUUGUUAUUGAGGGAUUUUUAUUAAAUUCUUCAAUAGAUAUUUAAUCUGGCCACAGGAAUAAUAUUUACAAACGUUUACAAGGGUGAAGAGAAAGGCUAUAGAAAUUUAUUUAAGAUGUUUAUGUACAUAGUAUUGAAUGUGCUGCAUUAAAAUGAAAAAUUGGUUACAACAAUGUUUAGCAGGUCAUUUUCAUUGUAGAUAAAAUAUUUUUUUGUGAUUAAAACUGUUGUUGUCACACA
Molecule: messenger RNA, 16663 nt
Organism: Pocillopora meandrina
Lineage: Eukaryota; Metazoa; Cnidaria; Anthozoa; Scleractinia; Pocilloporidae
Source: the annotation of a GenBank genome assembly